Messenger RNA from Ipomoea nil (Japanese morning glory), 744 nucleotides. RefSeq names its product BON1-associated protein 2-like. NCBI's taxonomy places the organism in Eukaryota, Viridiplantae, Streptophyta, Magnoliopsida, Solanales, Convolvulaceae. The coding region runs from base 120 to 647 and encodes 175 amino acids. The transcript has a single exon. The record is from RefSeq and is a predicted model, not a curated record. Gene Ontology annotation, biological process: defense response.
CUAUAUAUAUGGCCGCCUCCUUCAUCUCCGCCACUAAAUCUUCCCAAUUUUCACCGCCACCAUAACCCAGAACGCGAAGCUUAGUUUGACGGAUUACUAAAUUCUUGUUAGGUUUUGAUAUGGAGACGUCGUCGAGGGAUUUAGAGAUUACAGUGAUCUCCGGGGAAGGGCUCCGGGUGGGGAAAAAGAACGUUUUCGUGACGGUGAAAUCGGAGUUUUCAUGUAACGUUAAAGCGACGGGGGUGGAUAAGGGAGGAGGGAGUUUUCCGGCGUGGAACGAGAAGCUGGUGGUGGAUUUGCCCAUGCAUGCACGCUACCUAACGCUGCAGGUCCAAUGCAAGACGUUUUCCGGCGUAAAAGUGGUCGGAGAAGCCAAGGUUCCGGCCAAGGAUUUCGUCGGUGGAUUCGUUCCCGAGAGCUACGUGCGGUUCUUGAGCUAUAGGUUGAAGGAUAGGAAGGGGGAGAAGAAUGGGAUUAUUAAUAUCUCUGUUCGGGUGAAGAAUUCGGCGGCGGAAAACGCCGCCGUCGCCAGUUGCUCCUCGCAGUACUCGCGGCGGCCGUGGACUGGGUUGCCGCCGCCCACCGGUAAUCCUACCAAUGCCGCCGUUGUGACUGGUAUUCCGGUUUGGUGUAGCUAUCAAGUUUGAGUUCUAGUUGGAUUGAAAUUCCAAAAUUGUAAAUAGAUGAAUAUUUGUCUCAUUUUUUUAAAAAAAAAUUAUGGAGUAAUAAAUACAAAUAUUUUUU